AUGAGAGCAUAUUUAAGUGACAAUGACGAUAAUAAUUCCUCACAAAAACUUCUAAAACUUGGAGACGGAAAAUUACCGUCUCCGGUUGCAAUCAGUCUCCAGGUAUUGUUGGAUAACGAAUUGGGUCAAAUCGUUCAGAGUCUAGAAAUUCUUGUGGACACAAUAUAUCCGGACAUACAAAAUCUUACGGAGAGAAAUUUCAAUUGGCUCUGUUCGAGAGCGAUAGUCUCCCCGCGAAAUGAAUCGGUUAAUGAGGUUAACAAAAUUAUUAUGGAAAAAGUACCCGGUGAAUUUAAAUCUUACAAAUCUAUUGACACAGUAUGCAACAUCGAAGAUACAGUGCACUAUCCGCAAGAAUUUUUAAAUUCUCUGAAUCCUUCCGGCUUGCCGUCCCACGAACUACAAUUAAAG
Bactrocera tryoni is the source of this 411-nucleotide messenger RNA. RefSeq lists its product as uncharacterized. The record is from RefSeq and is a predicted model, not a curated record. The transcript has a single exon. Lineage: Eukaryota; Metazoa; Arthropoda; Insecta; Diptera; Tephritidae. The annotation marks the transcript as partial.